Molecule: messenger RNA, 882 nt
Organism: Carassius auratus (goldfish)
Lineage: Eukaryota; Metazoa; Chordata; Actinopteri; Cypriniformes; Cyprinidae
Product: rho GTPase-activating protein 32-like
Exons: 4
Coding region: 68-454 (128 amino acids)
Biological process (GO): small GTPase-mediated signal transduction
Cellular component (GO): Golgi apparatus; cell cortex; actin cytoskeleton
Molecular function (GO): GTPase activator activity
Source: RefSeq, a predicted model, not a curated record
UCAUUCUCUCCCUCCCUGCCCCUCUUUCUCUCUCUCUGGCAGGCUGCUCCUGCAGUGAUUCAGUAUCAUGGAGGCUGGCAGUGGGGCUGCUGCAGUGGUGGGAAGUGCAGCUCUCGGACUGCUCGGAGCCACAGGGAGUCAUGACAUCUCUGACAGGAUCCUGAGGCCUGGACGGCACCCGGAAGAAGACGAUAUCGUUCCAGAGCUUCCCAGGAGCAUCCACCCCCGAGAGCGACCUGACUGGGAGGAAACCAUCAGCGCAAUGGCACGGAGUGCUGAAAUUCCAGAGCUGAGCUCUGAGCCUCUCAUGCGCUCUUGCAGCAGCUCCGCCAGUAUGAAGGUGAAGAACGUCAAAAAGCUCUCAUUCACCAAGGGACAUUUUCCAAAGUUAGCCGAAUGUGCCCAUUUCCACUAUGAAAACGUUGACUUUGGGACAAUACAGGUAAGAUCUUAAGCCCUAAAUAACAGUGGACUUCAGUGCUUUAACUACAGAGGUGACCUCAGUGACCAGACUUGAAAAGGACAGCAUUGAAAAUGAGGCACAUGAGAGAUUAAAUUCUGAUGUGGAUGCGUGUUUGUGCAAUUAAAUGUCAGGGGUCUGCAGAUAACGCCAAAGUGCCACAGCUGACAGGGACAGUAGGGCGUCUCUAAUGCAAGGCUUUGGGGGAUUGAAAAAUGAGGAUCAACAUGAUUUAAUAUCGCUAUAGCAGCAGUAGCACUCUUGCAGAUGACUAUUUCCUCUGCUGGAGCUGGGUAUCACCAACUACUUCACAAUACAGUACACAUCUCAAUACAUAUGUCACAAUUCAAUCAUGGAUGCAUCACUAUAUUAUAAUUGGAUCUUAAUUGAAACUGCAUCAAAAGCGUAAGAAAAAAACUCAA